UACUCGGUCGCUAUCUCUGGACCCUACUGCAGAUAGAGUUCAUGCAGAACACCUGAAGACUUCUUGGCAUGCUUCUGUGCCUUUUUAUGGAGAUUUAAAUGGAAGUUUGAAGAGAAACUCCUUAACAUCCAUGCAUGCUUUUUCUUUGGUUCAGAACUGAGGUGUUUACCUCUCCUGCUUGUAGAGACUGCUACUGAGGGACAGAAGACAGGCAACCAUGAGACUGUUUUCAAUGCUGCUUCUGCUCCUGGGGUCCUCACACGGGGUAUUCGCACAGCUGCCUGAGUUAAUGGAGGAGGAAGGUAGCGGUGUGACAGAGGUGGCUCCAGAGCCAGAACCUGUGGAUGACACCUACUGGUCAGGCACAGCCCCCAUCUGUAUGGGAGGUUGUAAGGGGAGACACCAGGAACUGAAGAAGGAUCGCUGUGGGGACUCUGACUGCUGCUGGUUUGGCUAUAAAUCGCUCUGCAGAGUGAACUGUGGGAGGCCUGAUGUGGACUAUAAUGGGAUGGUGUAUGGGAACGACUGGUGGGUGGGCUCAGUUGUCCGGUAUGCCUGUCGCUCUGGCUUCCUAUUGGUGGGGGACCCUGCCCGAGCCUGCCAGUCCAAUGGAGGCUGGACCCCCAAACCCUCCUGUCUCAGGGUGUGUCGUCAGGGCCGUGUGGAGAUCACUGAGAAGGAGCUAGAAACAGCUACCUGCUCCUCCACCUGUCCUCUUAAGUCCUACAUGGGGCCUCUUAAGCAGGGCUGCUACGGCAUUGACAACUGCAGGAAGAUGAAUCCUGACUGGAAGCGCUGGUUCACCCGCUGUGACACGUGCCUGUGUGAUUGUCACAUCGCCUGUGUAUCUUUAGGUUAAAAGACGGACAAAUUCCACUAUUGAGUGACUAGAAUAUGUAUUCCAAAACCAUCGCAAGGAUAUCGGUGAACAGCCUAACAUCACAGAUCCUCAUUGGAAUCUCAAUCGGAAUGCUUGAAUCCUCGUCGGACUAUUGCUGCUUCAUCUGCUGUCAAAAAGAGGAUCAAAGGGAAACCUAGCGAGACAUCUCUGUGGAACUAACAACAGUCUGUCGUGAGAGACUGCGGUCCUAACCUCAACAACCUCAUAGGGUUAACGUAUAGAACACAGUGGAGGUAAAGACACUACUUUUCCUCAGUUUCCUAAACAAACUCCCUGACUACAUAAAGGACUCAUCAUGCAGCGUAUAUUAACAGUUUUGACGAUAGAGGGGGAGGCCUCUCCUAGUGUAGAGGUUCUGUUGGGAUUAACGAGUUGUCCUUUAGCUCAACCUGCUCAUUCAAUCUGUCCUGGAACCUAGAAUGAGCUAGUUGUUGAGCUGAGACCUUAAUCUUGUUACCCACCGCAGCCCAGAGGAGAGUAGAGGUGUCGGUGGAAGUCAGAGAGGAGGACCAGGUUAACUAUCUAACAGCAUGUUUACUGUACUGCAUGUGGGGAUAGCUUGGAAUAACAUAAUAUGCAAUGUGUAUUUCUAAAUGGAUGGGGAUAUACAAUAUUAACGAAGUGUGUCUUCAUUUCUCCUUAUGUUACAGCCAUUGGUUGGACUGUCUGUAUUGCUUAAGAGUUACCCAGAUGUAGAUGGUUGUCCAAAGUCAAAGGUGCUUCCUCACUAACAAUGUUAGUUGUUGAUGAUUUGUCAUUGUCUUAUAAAUCCAACUCUGUGUUUAGACCAUAGGGAUCUAGAUUCAUUCUGUUUUGAAUCCAUUCUAUUUAAUUUUGUUUGUUUCGAUCAAGAGCUGAGCCUCAGGAUAUGUUUGUUUUCUUUGCGUUUGUAGCAGCCAACUCCUGCAAUGAAAUGAACAUGGCCAAGUCAAACAUUAUUUUAUCUUAGUAAUGCUAUGCUAACAACUGCUUAUUACACACAGAAUGGAAUAGUGUUGUACAUACUGGGAGAACAGAAGAAUAAGAGAUGAUUCAUAAGCACUGUUUUAGACCCGCAAGAACCUGCAUCCAUCCUGGUCUGAACCCCAGAGGACUCUGACAGUAGCUCCCAGGAGGUCUGAUUGGCCUCAUUUCCAGCCACUCAAUUCACACGCUUCCAGGGGCAGCCCAAAGUCUGGGUAACUCUUUCUCUGUGAACCUAUUAAAUGGAGAGCAACAAGUGUAAGUUCAUCAUGCACAACAAGGCAGGAUAGGCUAUGAUGACUGACCAUACCGUACAACAUUUUGAUAAGAGAAAUUGACUUUGAUUUCUGGAAGUAUGUCAUUGUAAAAUGUAUAGAAUUAAGCCUGAAAAUGUAUGAUUAUACAAGAGAUUACAUAGACUUCUCUGUCAAAUAAAAUGUAUUUAAAUUUGUGUUUAGUGUUAAUAAUGAUGCUAAUACUGACCAAUGUUCCUUACUUAAAGUCGUGGUCUGGGUCCUCCAGUCUCCUCAUGGGCCCCAAUAGUACUCCCGCUUCCACCACCGAGCUGGAGUAGACCUGACUGACCAACCAAUUCUCCAUUGGACAGCUCACUCUCACACAGACAGCCUGAUAGGCACUGCCACCCUCACUGGACCUACAAGAUGCAACAAGAACCCAAGAUAAUGAAGGCUUAUUUAUGACCCUUCAAGCGGGUAUGUACUCUCUUUAGUGUUCGAUAUGAAACCAUGAUAACCGUAAAUUAAAAGACAAGUAUUAGCAUUAUGUAGUAUUAGUGACAGUUCAAUGUGUACGCUGACAUUUACUUUCAUAUUCAAUCAACCGACAUGAGCGAUACUGUUUGCAGGCCAUGACCUACAGCAACACAAUAUAUAGAUGUGAAUGUGGCACUUUAGCUGUAAUAUGUCAGAGCACCCAAUAAAUAUAAUUGGAACUCACCUCCCUGUGUGAGUGUCCCCAGUAUCAACAGCUGCGAAAGAGCCACAGAGAGGAGAGUUGUAAGUCCUGGUGCCAUUAUGAUGAUACUACCUGCGUCUCAAAUCCAGGUGUCUCUUGCUUUGUCACACACACAAGAGCACUUCUUCAACUGUACCUGACCCCAGUGAUCCCAGUUUGAGCACAUUCCAGCCCCAUGUUGCCAUGGUUUAUGUUUCUUAUUUAUCCAUUCAGCAAAAGGCAUUGUGGAAUAAGGUCAGCACGCUCUUUAAGAACUCACGCGUAUGACAAAUCAACACUGCGCCUUUUUAUUUAUUUUACCUUUAUUUAACUAGGCAAGUCAGUUAAGAACAAAUUCUUAUUUUCAAUGACUGCCUAGGAACAGUGGGUUAACUGUCUGUUCAGGGGCAGAACGACAGAUUUGUACCUUUUCAGCUCGGGGGUUUGAACUUGCAACCUUCCAGUUACAAGUCGAAUGCUCAUAAUAACCACUAGGCUACCCUGCCGCCUAAGAAAAUGGCUUUUCUUUCAAAUGUUCCCUUUUGCUCCAUUUAAGAACUUUUUUCACAAGGCCAUUCUUCAAGCAUAUUGUGAAUAGAAAGUGACGUGUGAGCUUGUCAUUGAUAUAAUAAAGCAGAAAUCUAUCGAUCUUCGCCCUCUGACCCUGUGUUCCCUCAGGUGGCAUGGUGAAAUAUGAGGUGAAUACAAUAUAAAGAUAAAGAGCCUGGAGACAGUGGACACUAAGUGGACUUAAUCCUUCUUCAGAUAUAACCUCGGGGAGCUUUAUGCUCUAUUCUAAUGCAUUAAUAUCCUUAUUUAAAUUAGCAGUUUUCUGAAGGCUUUGCAAUGACUGUAUUGUUGAAACAUGUUUUUCUGCAGUUUUCCAGAAUCCAGUUUCAAUACUGGCCAAAACAUGAUAUAUUAUUGUUAAAGGUUUUCCUAGCAUUGCUGUGUUGUGCUCAAUGUCAACAAUCUCAAAAUAACCCAUGACUGUGUUAAUAUCUAUAAUAACCACAUGGUGUUGCUGCAGUCCCAACACCAAAACAUUAAAGGCCUGGAAACUGGUGCAACACAGUUUCUUAGUUAUUUUUUAUCGCUUGCUACUAUUUUCACAAGUAUGUGGUGAAUUUUCAAAACUCUUAGGACAAAACUCCAAACUUAUAACAUUUGUAACGCAGCCAGUCUUAUGUUCAAAAGCUUUCAUUGUGCAUUCAUUUUUUUGUGGGGGGAGACAUACCACACAAACAUUGAGCCACAAUAUAAUCCUACUGUGAAAUACAUUG
Molecule: messenger RNA, 4101 nt
Organism: Oncorhynchus keta (chum salmon)
Lineage: Eukaryota; Metazoa; Chordata; Actinopteri; Salmoniformes; Salmonidae
Product: inactive serine protease PAMR1
Exons: 5
Coding region: 218-859 (213 amino acids)
Source: RefSeq, a predicted model, not a curated record